Messenger RNA from Sceloporus undulatus (fence lizard), 3565 nucleotides. RefSeq names its product myelin associated glycoprotein (gene MAG). Bases 990 to 2855 code for a protein of 621 amino acids. The transcript is spliced from 12 exons. The record is from RefSeq and is a predicted model, not a curated record. Lineage: Eukaryota; Metazoa; Chordata; Lepidosauria; Squamata; Phrynosomatidae.
ACUCCUUCAGCAUCAGCAGCAGCCUGUCUUCUCUCUUUCUCUCUCUCUCAUUCUCUCUCUCACACACAUAUUCUCCCCACCCUCACCCCCCCCCCAAUGCGCACACACACAGCCGUUGGAAUUUUUGUGUGGGCUUUGCUUGCAGAAAUGCAGAGCUAACAUAGUCGGGCACCCACUAACACUCGCGUGCCUGAGAAUCCUUGCCUGCUUUGCCCAGAUUCCAACUACAGAUGGUCUUGUUGAGAUUUCUUGGAAGGUCAUACAAGCAGUUGUCCCAGGACAAGACCAAAACGGAAGUGGACCAUCAGAUCAUCCACCUAGACUUGGACAUCCCUCACUGCUGCAUCCAUGAAGCCCAAGCAUCCUGUCUCCUUCAGUAGCCAGCAGUGGAAGCAUUAGUGCCAAAGGGAGGCUGUGUAUCCAGCUGUUGCUGUUGUUUCAAGGUGGACAAUUUGCCCUCCUGCCUCGAAGAAUUAUUGGAUCUGAUUCAGCUUGCUUUUGUUGUUGUUCCAGAUUCCCCUCUCCCUUCAAGCACAGUUUGGCAAACUCGAUGCUGGAACCAUCAUCAGGCAAGACCACCAGUAAGACACUCCUGAAAGCCAGCCCUGCCAAACUCAUUUGCUCUGAACUAUCUGAGGAUUAAGUUUUGCUGGCCAGUGUCAGUGUCUCUGAUUAAGUAUCAGCUGCAUCUGAGCUGCAGAGAAGGGGGCACAGCGAAAAGCAAACUACGAAUUAGCCCUGAGGACAAGCAAGAUGAAGGCGAGAUUUUGUUUGUGGCUCUGUGCGCUCCUCUGAAGCUGUGGAUUUCUGACAGGAGAAGAAGGGCUUGCUUCAAAAAGAAAGACUGUCUCUCAAUCUCACAAGCAAAGAGGGUUGAAACCACAGGAAAAGAGGGGCCAUCAUUCUGAAGAUCUUCAGCUUUGCCCCCAUCUCCACUACAUAUCAUCUGACUCUGGGCCAACCUUCUCCAGUCUUCACAAAGCAACAACAUGGCAUAUGCCUACAAGAUUCUUGCAGUCUUCUGGGUCCUAAUUGAAGGGGUCCUGGCAGGACCGUGGAGUGCCUGGAUGCCUGAGCACAUCAGUGCCUUUGAGGGUACCUGCGUCGUCAUCCCAUGCCGCUUCAAUUACCCCGAUGAGCUACGUCCAUCCGCUGUGCAUGGCAUCUGGUAUUUCAAUAGCCCUUACCCCAAGAACUAUCCCCCAGUGGUCUACAAGUCUCGCACCAACAUUGUCCACGAGAGCUACGUCGGGCGCAGCCGCUUGCUGGGAGAGCUGAAUUUCCGCAAUUGCACCCUGCAGCUCUCCCGCCUCAGUCCUGAACUCAUGGGCAAAUACUACUUCCGUGGAGACCUGGGCGGUUACAAUCAGUACACCUAUCCUGAACAUUGCAACCUUGAGAUCAUCAAUAAACCCACCAUUGUGAGCCCUGAAGAAGUGGUGGAAGGAACCGAAGUGGAGCUGCGCUGCGUGGUGCCUGACAACUGCCCAGACAUGAAGCCCAUUAUCACAUGGAUGAACCAUGAGAAUCUGGCUGAGCAUUCAGUUUAUGCGCAAGUGGAAGAGGAGGACAGCACCUGGUCGCUCAUCUCCCUGCUCAAGUUCAUGCCGUCCCGCGAGAAUCACGGGCGUGAGUUGGGAUGCAAAGUCACCUAUGCCAACACCACCUUUGAGUUUGAUGGCUUCACCACUCUGGAUGUUAAAUUCCCACCCCGUAUCAUACAGGCAAACUCUUCCGUGGAGGUAAUACAUGGCUCAGAUGUGGUACUGAUGUGCUCCGUGGACAGCAGCCCUAUGGCUCUGAUCACAUGGCUCAGAGAAGAUGAAGUCCUACACGAAGAUGUGGCUGGGAACCUCACGCUGCAUCUAGAGAAUGUCACCUACCUACAGGACGGCAUCUACACUUGCGUGGCUGAGAACAUCUAUGGCAAGGACAACCAUUCCCUGGCUUUGGCUGUGCUGUAUGCCCCUUGGAAACCGGUUGUGAACAUGUCUGUGGUGGCCGUUGAGGGAGACCCUGUAACCAUCCUGUGCAGCUCGCAGAGCAACCCAGAGCCCAUGAUCACCAUUUUCAAGGACAAGAAGGCAAUGGCCAUGGGAGUCUACCAGAACCAAGUGGCCUUGGAGUUUGAGUCAGUGUCUCAUGAGGAUGAUGGGGAAUACUGGUGCACAGCAGAGAACCAAUUCGGUCAGCGCAGCACAGCCUUCAACCUCACUGUCGAAUUUGCUCCCCUUAUCCUCCCAGAUUCCAAGUGUACAGCUGCUCGGGACACAGUGAAGUGCAUAUGCGCAGCCAAAUCCAACCCAGAGGCAGUGAUCACCUUUGAGUUACCCACGCGCAACGUAACAGUGAAUGAGACUGACCGGGAGUUUGUGUACUCUCAGAAAACAGGCUACAUUGUCACCAGCAUCCUGACCGUUCAGAGGGAGGUGGACUCCCAGCUGUUCAUCGUCUGCUCAGCCAGGAACCACUAUGGCACCAAGAAUCAACAGCUGCAGUUCCAUCACUCCAACAGUCUGAUGUGGGCAAAAGUGGGACCUGUUGGCGCAGUGGUAGCCUUUGCCAUCCUCAUAGCUGUGGUGUGUUAUGUCAGCCAGACUAGGAAAAAGAAAAACAUAAAUGAAAGUUCAAGCUUCAUGCAAACAGAAAACCCCCCUGUCAUCUUCAGUGGAGACUACAGGAGUUCAGGCAAUCUGGAGAAAUCAGAGUACGGGCGCUGUGACAAACGACUCCUGGCCAAGCGAGAGGACCUGGGCAUUGACUACGCCAACAUAGACUUCUCCAAGCUGUCCACCAAGGAUAGCUACACCCUGACGGAAGAGCUGGCUGAAUAUGCCGAGAUCCGAGUGAAGUGAGGCCUUUUCCCACCACUGCCAAGGCAGCUCCCACGGAUCUCCCCCAUUGGAACUGUUCUAGUCUAAUGAAACCCUUAGCUGUGCAUAUUGGCUUGGUGACCCAGCCAGCCAUUUGGAGAGGACCCAAACCCACCAACUGGGCUUGAGGCCCCCAUGCUCACACUUUUAAAUUCUAUGUGUUUAAUUUCUCCCCCCACUCCCCAGACUGAAUCCCAAUCAUUCUCAAUGCCGAAUAGUUUCUCUGUAUUCAUUGCAAAACUCUCUUUGGGCCACCCAAUCAGGAUGGCAAUGAAAUGGUAAACGGGGUGGCUGUCUUCCACAUCUGCUGUGGGAAUCUGGUUUUAUCUAAAGUGUGCCAACAGCAUGCUGUUGGUGAUGUAUGCAGCUGGGAAAGGACCCUAGAUUAUCUCUGUGACAGUGAGUAACCAAUCCAGAAUAAACUGAGUGGUCUUAAGUAUGCCCCUGUGCAGUUCCAUGAAGGGAUUAUCUUUGCGUGUGCAUGUGAAUGAAUCAAAUCCCCAUUUAACACUUAUGAAUCUCAUCUGAGCUUGGACAAGUUAAUUUUCUUGGACCACAAUUCCCAGAAUCCCCCAGUCAGCAUUCCCAGUUCAGGGAUAAUUGAUGCAAGAUGUGGAUCUGACUUGUCUGUUCCGUGCUUCAGAUCCAGCUUUUAGAAAGAACUAAACUCUUGGAACCUAAUUCUAUCCAAA